Molecule: messenger RNA, 2265 nt
Organism: Syngnathoides biaculeatus (alligator pipefish)
Lineage: Eukaryota; Metazoa; Chordata; Actinopteri; Syngnathiformes; Syngnathidae
Product: homeobox protein HMX2-like
Exons: 1
Coding region: 481-873 (130 amino acids)
Biological process (GO): regulation of transcription by RNA polymerase II
Cellular component (GO): nucleus
Molecular function (GO): DNA-binding transcription factor activity, RNA polymerase II-specific; RNA polymerase II transcription regulatory region sequence-specific DNA binding
Source: RefSeq, a predicted model, not a curated record
CUAUUAAAUAAAUUACAUACUACAAAUCAUGAACCCUAACCCUUCAUGUUGAAGAGGAGUUUUAAAUUUUUAUUUUAGUAUCGAUAUGACAAAUGAAAUAAUUAUAACUGCUGAUUAUACAAACACAAUUCCAAUAUAGUAAAUUCUGCCCAUUGUUUUGCUGAAAAUAAGCGUUGCUUGUUAUAAAAAGAAAAUCGUAUUAAAUGUUUGCAUUUAUUUCUAACUCCGUAUGAAUGGACCCAAAAAAAAAAAAUCAAAAAACAGGAAAUAAUAUACGCAUAUCUCAAUACGAGGGGAGGGUAAGUUUCUUUUUUUGCGUGGUGAAUUUCAUGUAUUAAUUGGAAUCCGCGCAUCAUUCUUCCUUCAAUCGAAAAAUCCCAGAAGUGAAAAAUGACAAAAUGUCUCUUUUUCACAAUUGGGACUUUUGACUUGGUGACCAAAAAAACAUAAAGGAAUUGCAUUGGGAUUUUAACGUUGCUGAUGUUGCCCCAUCCACCCGCAGUCAUCGGCGACAGAACAACGUCGGAAAUGCGACCCGCCGCCGCCAGCGCCGCCAAGAAGAAGACGCGCACCAUCUUCUCCAAGGGGCAGAUCUUCCAGCUGGAGGCCACGUUCCACGCAAAGCGCUACCUCAGCAGCUCAGAGCGGGCGGGACUGGCCGAUGCGCUGCAGCUCACAGAGACCCAGGUGAAGAUCUGGUUCCAGAACCGGCGCAACAAGCUCAAGAGGCAGCUGUCGGCAGAGGAUGACGGGCCCGUCCCGAGCGCUUACAAAGAGAGCACGCGGCUGCUUCCGAUGCCCUUCCCCAUCUUUUAUCCCGGCGCGAUUUACUUCUCCAAUACAGAAAAAGGACUUUUCGGUGCGGAUAGAUGAGUAAACCCACAUCCCAGAAGACGCAGGGAGGCAAAUUCCACUUCGACGACUUAAUCGGCCGAUGAAUUAUUGGAAUUUUGCUCAGCCAAAUAUCGGAAUUGGCCUCGAAAAAUGCCGUUCAGGCGCUACUUUUGAGUUUUCGUCAGCGCGUGGACAUCAGCAACGUUUCAGUGACUCACCACAAAACACCAAACGCUGAACGAUAUCGUAGAAACCCGAACACUAGACACAUACCGAGACAAUGAUCUUGUCCUGCAAUUUAAGUUAUUUGUAAAUUACGCCAUCUAGUGGAAGAGCAUUGUCUUGCCUGUCGCUAUACGUCACUGACAGAGUAGAAUAGAUAGAUGAACAAAUUCCGACAUAAUUUCCUGACUAAAUAAGUGAAGCUGGAUCCAGGACAAUUUUUUUUUAAACAAUCAGUCUGUGAAACUUUGUUGCUGAAUUUAUCAAUUAUGUAAUAAAACAUAAUUGUUAAACAAGACUGACUAGAAAGAAUGUUUAAAAAUGCACCAUAGGUCGGUUUUCCACACAUCUGAACGCGUGCAUGCAUUUUGUGGGGCGACGUGAGAACGAGUACACGUUUAUGUAUUUUACUGUCUUUCCCAUUUUUACACUUUUAAUGUGACGCUCCAAUUUCCUGUACAGUUCAAAUAAAGAGGUUUCAACCUGGAAUUCUCGAUUCGUCCAAUUUGAGAAAUCAAAGCAAACGGGCUAGCGUGCUAGAAGUGAUGGUGUUUUGUCGAGUAGUGGCGCGUCACAAUUUCUUGUUGUAUCGCGACUUCAUUCUCAGAACUUUCUGACUUAGUCCUCCGUUUUACAUGUGAUUUUUACCCUCUUCAUAUCAUAACGUUGUAUCCUUAUUUUUGUAACUUUACCACUUAAUUAUCGUAAUAUGACAUUUUCACAGUAAUUUAUCUUUCAGUUGCAGUAACUUCAUGUUAUGACCUUAUUCUUGUAACUUGAAGAAUUAAUUAUUGUAUAAUUCUGACAUUCUCUUGAUCAUUUGAUUGAGCUCAGGUAAACACGAAAUGUUAAAACUUUAUUCUUGUAAGUUAUCUCAAAGCAAUGCUACAAGUUUUUUUGCAAGUGUAACUGAUCGAUAUUCUCGACAUUUUUGCGUGUCAAUUUUACUCUUCAGUGCGUUGUUUGCUAACACCGCUCUUAUUUUGAAGACCCGAGCCAACGAGUGGAUCUGCCCGCGGUAUGAGGGCAGCUCGUUCAAAGUGACUGAGUGACACCGCUCUUUACAUCUUAAACAACAGCCCAUUCAUUAGGAGCCGACACUGGAUUGUGACCCGAGGGGUGGAGGAGUGGGGUGCAGCGGGGGGCGGCAUCGACCCUCUUCACAGCCUUUCAGGGGACUUUAUUGAUCCGUCGCUGAGGUGGACGAUG